Molecule: messenger RNA, 2616 nt
Organism: Trichoderma reesei QM6a
Lineage: Eukaryota; Fungi; Ascomycota; Sordariomycetes; Hypocreales; Hypocreaceae
Exons: 3
Biological process (GO): transmembrane transport
Molecular function (GO): transmembrane transporter activity
Source: RefSeq, a predicted model, not a curated record
AUGGAAUCGGACUCGGAUGUAGAACCAGGUGGCCCCGUUGCGAAUCGGGGACCUGCCGUCUUGGCCGUCACGAUAGCUACUCUGGUCCUCGCCUCGGUCUUCGUCUUUGCACGCAUGAUCUCUCGCUACUUCAUCGUAAAGCGAUUCACGUGGGAUGACCGGACCAUCCUCCUGGCUUGGCUCAUCUCCUUCUUCCUGUCCUUUACCAUCUGCUUAGGCGUUGCCAACGGGCUUGGCAAGCACGACGAGGACAUUCCCGCUUCACACAUCGCUACUCUUCGCCAUUGCGAAUAUAACCCAGCCUUGAUGGCCACGAAAACGAGCAUCCUCAUCUUCUACUUGCGCUUGGCUAGAAACACACAAAUGCUCCUGCGCUUCGCUUCAUGGCUGAUCCUUGUCAUUGUCAACAUUGCAGGCAUUGUCCUCACCUUCAUGAAUAUAUUCCAGUGCACGCCUGUACAAGCUGCUUGGAACGCGAACUACACGGGCCCGACGAGAUGUAUCCCCCUGCUGACCGAGUUCAUCUGCGCCGCUCCCGUCAACAUUGUUACGGACCUUGCGAUUCUAGCGCUGCCGAUACCCGUCUUGACCGGCAUGCGGCUACCCUCACGGCAAAAGACGAUCCUCGUCUUGACUUUCACCCUGGGUGUCUUCGUUGCCGUUGUGGAUGUCGUCCGAGUCUAUUACCUUCAGCAGGCCAUCACCGAUGUCCCCACGGGAAUCACCUCCGACCCGAGUUCGAGAUUUGGUGGCCAAGCUGACUUUGCCUACAACGCAUCGCUGGCGCUCAUGUGGAGCGCCGUCGAGGUCAAUGUCGGCACCACCUGCGCCUGCAUUCCCACUUUAAAGCCUCUUGUCCUUCGUCUUUUGCCUGCUAUGCUGUACAAAUCCAAGGACAACAAUGGAUCCAGGCCCAGCCCAAGCGACACAAGCGACAAAAGCCAGAACCAGCGAGGCUCAGACAACCCGUCGGUGGGCAACAACUUGAACAAUUCGGGAGUGGUGAAACCGGAACCCGUCGCCCAUGGUGCCCUUGGCAACGAUCGACAGCUCGCCAGCCCCGGACCGGAUGCGCCCAUGAGCGCCAUGGAAUUCCUAACCACUCCCGAUAUGACGUCUCUGCCCCUGACCUAUUCUGCGAACCGCUCCCGCACCACCAACACGCUCUCGACGGACCAUUCCUACGAAAACGGCGUCUAUUUUGGCUUCGUUAACAUGACCAAACCCAAGAGCAUGCUCCGAGCCAGCAGCAGAGAGUCGUGGAAAUAUUGCACCAUUGUGGCCAUUCUCUUCUUUCUGUGGGGAAUAUCAUAUGGGCUGCUAAACACGCUCAACAAUGCGAUUGCCGCGGUGGACAACAUGAGCACGGCUCAAACCAUUGGCCUGACGAGUGCUUACUUUGGCGGCGGCUACUUCUUCGGACCUCUUCUGGUUGGCGAGUGGAUUUUGCGACGAGACGAGCAUAGCCGAUCCAAGCGUCAUCGGCAAAACGACGAGAACAUCGGUGGCUACAAGGCGACUUUCAUCACCGGCCUGUGCAUCUAUGGCACCGGUACCAUCAUCUUCUGGCCCUCGGCCGUUACAAAUUCCUUUGGCGGCUUCAUGCUUAGCAACUUCGUCGUUGGCUUCGGCCUUUCGGUCCUCGAGGUUGCUGCCAACUCUUUCAUGGUGCUCUGUGGACCAUCGGAGUAUGGCGAAACCCGCCUCAUGCUGGCACAAGCCGUGCAGGGCGUGGGCAGCGUUCUCAGCGGCCUCUUGGCGCAAAAGGUCUUCUUCACGUCGCUGAGCCAUGCCAACGCAGGUGACCAAAGCAGCAGCACCACGCUAAUCAAUGUGCAGUGGACAUAUCUCGGCAUCACGCUGCUCUGUGUGGUGCUCGCUCUCUUCUUCUAUUACAUGCCGCUUCCCGAGGUCAGUGACAGUGAGCUGGAGAAGUCGACUGAGCAGCUGCCAGUCGACCCUACCAAGAGGAGCAUUGGCGGUCUGCAGCUGAGAACCGUCAGUCUUAUUCUAGCCGUCAUGGCCCAGUAUCUGUACGUGGCCGGCCAAGAGAGCAACAGCACCUUUUUCAACAGCCUUCUACUUUCCGUCCUGCCAUCACAGCCAAAGUCCGGCAUGGGCGCGGCCAGAGGACUGGCCCUCUCCCUGUCGGAUUAUUUGACUGUUGGACACACGGCUUUUGCUGUCUCGCGAUUUGCCGCCGCCUAUCUCACAUAUCUCGCCGCGAAGAACCCUCGGUUGCCCCAGCCACGGACCGUCCUCAGUUUCUGUAGCUUUCUCUGUUUCUUAUCCGCUCUUCUUUGUGUUGUCAUACGGCCCUCCAAUGCGAACCUACUCUUCAUUCCCGCUUGCCUCUUUUUCUUUGCCGAAGGGCCCAUCUGGCCUCUCAUCUUCGCCAUUGGCAUGCGCGGACAGGGCAGGAGGACUAAGCGCGCAGCGGCUUUCAUCACAAUGGGCGCCUCUGGUCCCGCCUUCUUUCCCUUUGUCAUGUACGGGAUCAUCAUUCAUGGGGGCACUGUACAACAGGCAUACAUCCUGAUAGUGGCGCUGCAGGUGGUCAUGAUGGCCCUGCCGCUCUUCCUCACGCACGUCAAGGAUGCCCGGCUGAUGGUGGAU